Linepithema humile (Argentine ant) is the source of this 3261-nucleotide messenger RNA. Lineage: Eukaryota; Metazoa; Arthropoda; Insecta; Hymenoptera; Formicidae. The record is from RefSeq and is a predicted model, not a curated record.
GUUCUCGCCUUUCCUCGUCUCUCAAAAAAAUAUAUUUGCACCUUUUUUCAUUUAUUUGAAUGGAAAAAGUUUUUUUUUUUUCUCGUUAAGGAUUUCUCGACCAAUUCUGCCGCUUCUAAUUACCCAGGCAAAGCCAGUUGACUGCGGUGGUGGGGACAGUUGUUGACCCUGGCUCCGGUUACUCUAUCAUAGAUCGUCAGUCGUUGUCCUGCUCUUCGGCACGACAGCCAUAAAACUGAGGAAGCCGUCGAGAUCGAGUGAAUCCUCAGUGUCAAAGUGUGCUGUGAUUAUCUCUCAAUACUUCGUUGAUAACAGCAAAGUUCAACAAUUCGUCAAGAAUGUCGACGUCCUUCCUGGUGUCUUUCAAAUUCCUCACAUUGCUGAUCGUCAGUAUCAAUGCGCAAUAUCAAAGCUCGCAAACGGAGUGCAGAGUCGACAAUCAGGUGGGCACAUGCAUACACGCGCGCAAUUGUCAAUUGGUGGCGAACAUCCUGCAGCAGUCGCGCGACGAAGCGAUCGCCUAUCUGAGACGCAACCACUGCGGCUUCGACGGCAGUAAUCCGAUGGUGUGCUGCAUCGUUGGCAACGCGAACGUCAUCACUCGUCCAGGCGGCACCACAACGAAUCCCGGGAUCAACACGGACAGGAAUCCGGUGACACCCAACCAACCAAUCAAUGAGAACAUCCCAGUCGAUCUGGCCAACAAUCCUUUGCUGCCGAGCAAUUGUGGCCGCGAUCUGUCGCAGAGGAUCGUCGGCGGCGAGCGCACCGAGCUCGACGAGUUCCCGUGGAUGACGCUCUUGGAAUACCAGAAACCCAAUGGCAGAACCACGGCGUGCGGCGGUGUCCUGAUCAGCAAGCGCUACGUCCUUACCGCCGCGCACUGCAUCAAGGGCAAGGAUCUGCCGACGACCUGGCGUCUGAGCAGCGUCCGGCUGGGUGAAUACGACACCGACACCGACGAGGACUGCGUGAAGGACAGUGAAACCACUCGGGUGUGCGCGGACGAUCCGAUCUCGGUGGGCGUUGAGGAGCAGAUCGCCCACGAGGAAUACCGGCCGCUAUCGCGCGAUCAACGUUACGAUAUCGCGCUGCUGCGUCUCGUCCGCGACGUGCCGUUCACCAGCUACAUCAAGCCGAUCUGCCUGCCGUCCAACUUGACGACCGGCAACAAGUUCUACGUGGCCGGCUGGGGCAAGACCGAGACCCGCUCGGCGUCGAACGUCAAGCUGAAACUCGCCGUGCCGUUGGCGAAUCAAGACCAGUGCGAUCAGAGAUACAGCAAUGCCGGCGUGCGUCUCGGCCAAGGACAGCUCUGCGCCGGAGGUCAGUUGGGCAAGGACUCGUGUAGAGGCGACUCAGGUGGUCCCCUGAUGGCCGUCGAGAGAGUCGCCGACGGCACCGGCCGGUGGACGGCCAUUGGCGUUGUGUCCUUCGGACCGUCUCCGUGCGGCCUGCAGGGCUGGCCCGGUGUUUACACCAAAGUGGCGGACUUCGUUCCUUGGAUCGUCAGUAAAAUAAGAGCUACAAAUCAAUCGGCGAAGAACUAUACAGUGAUAACAGAAAUAAACAUGACGCUUAUGGGUCUAUUUGUAUUUUUCCUCGCUUUAACAACAAUCAAUGCACAGUGUUUGGAUAAACGCGCCUCUUGCACUAACAUUCGCAAUUGUCCGCCCGUCAUGGAAAUCCUCCAGCGUGAGAGACUUAGAAACCAAACGUUGCAGAGUUUGCAAUGCGGCGUCGAAGGCAAUAACACGAUGAUUUGUUGCUUGAACGAGGAUAUCAUCCUAGAACCGACGACGACGACGACAACGACAACGACAACGACGACGACUCCGAGAAUAGACUCGGAAACUCCUUCUCCACCAGAUGUAACGAAUCAUCCAAAUCUUCGUCUGUUAGAUUCAAAGUGCGGACCCAUCACCCAGCAAAAGGUGAUCGGCGGGCACAAAACCGGAGUCUUCGAUUUCCCGUGGAUGGCGUUAAUCGCGUACGACAUCGGACAGCCGAAUCCGGAAUUCCGUUGCGGCGGCACGAUUAUUUCCUCACGAUACAUCCUCACCGCCGCCCACUGUGUCACAUCGCUUCCGUCAUUUGUCAGACUGAUAGGCGUCAGGGUGGGAGAUCAUGACAUAAGUAAGGAGCGCGACUGCGACACGGAUGAAAAUGGACUCGAGUUCGAAUGUGCUGAGAGAUAUCAGAAUUUCGGCGUGGAGAGUGUUCACUAUCAUCCGGACUACACAACAGCAAAGCUGCAAAAUGAUAUUGCACUCAUCAGACUGAAUUCCUCCGUGGACUUCAAACCUCUGAAUGUUAAAUCCAUUUGUCUACCUUAUGGCACCGCUGCAAAGUUAAGUCAAAAAAAGGCGAUAGUAACUGGCUGGGGCGCGACAGAAUUAGGUACGCGUAGUUAUGACCUCCUGCAGGCAAAACUGCCGUUGGUGCCGCACGAGCAGUGCAAGGACGUGCACAAGCGGACCACGGAGAUUUGGCACAAGCAACUGUGUGCCGGCGGCGUAAAUAAAAUCGACUCAUGCCAUGGUGAUAGCGGCGGGCCUCUGCAAGCGCCCGGUAUAUACAACGGCAAUGCAGUGCGCACCAUUCAAUACGGCGUGGUCAGCUACGGACCGAAAGAGUGCGACACCGAGGGCUAUCCUGGAGUCUACACCAAGGUUGCCUACUACAUGGACUGGAUUCUCGACACAAUGACAGACUAGAAUGCCGACUUUUUGCGUCUUCCACUACACUUCCGAUCGGUCGUACUUAAGUUGUGCAAUUACGUACUGCAACGAGAAUGAAACUAUUAACUUUGUAUUCGAUAAGGACGAGUAAAAUCGCAAAAAUACGUGGCUUUAAUUUUCAGAAAAGCAGAUGAUUUAAUGUCCAGGAAAGUUAAAUCGAUGCCUCCAUGUCGAUGGUUAUUUUUUAAUUAAUAAAUCAGUACUGCAAUCUCCAUUCUACGAACAUUUCACGAAUAUACUCAAUACUACAGAAAUUGAUUAGUUAAGCGAUGUUAAUUGCUCAUAUAUCUGCAUUUAUAAUGACAUAUUUUAUGAUAACAUUUCCGGAUAUUUCUAAUGCGUUGCUUACAACGAAGUGCAAGUUAAUUACAUAAUUGUGGAAUGAAUAUUUGUGAUAUAAAUUAAUAACUCGAUAUUGUAAGGAACAUUAGUUUGUAAGAAUGUCAAUGUGUGAUUAUUGAGAAAAAUAUGUUUAUGCUUUUAACAGAAUUAUAGUAAAAAUUAAUAAAAAUUUAUACUU